UUUACGACAUGGAACAAAGGUCUGGGUGAGCAGACUGCAUCAGGCUGACAGGUGACCUACAGUUCAGCUGAGUGUCGGUAGAAGUACAGGUGAGGAUAAUGGAAAGGUGCCGGCAAACUCCUCUACUACUGUUGCUGACUGCAGUAGCAGCUUUGAAUAUACAUGCUGCAGUUAUCAAUGAAGACAAACUGGUGAAGAAAUUGACCAACAACCUUCUUCAAGUCAUCCCUCACAACGGCAACAGUUCCACUGUUGAUAAACUUUUGAUUGAGGGGGGUCUAAUAGCUCUAAAUGAGACUGACAGAUCGGCCCUGGCUAGUUAUCCCGCACUGGAAGAGCUCCACCUGCUUGGUAACAGAGUGACCAGUAUACCAGCAAAGUACUUCUCUGUGGUACCACACCUCAAAGUGCUGUCACUGUCUGGGAACAAGAUCAGCAGCUUGGACGCUGAUUGUUUUUCUGGUCUAGAUGUCCUGACAGAGCUGGACCUGUCCAACAACCUGCUGACAAGUCUCCAUUCACAGCUAUUCAGAGGGCUCAAUAAUCUGCAGGUGAUAAACCUACAGGGAAACCCCUGGAACUGCUCCUGCCCGCUGCUGAGCACCAUUCAAGAGGUCAAAACAGCUGGAGUUUCUAUUGGGUACAAUGGGGGAGCACAAGUCCUCUGUGCUGCUCCAGGAAAGCAGGCUGGAAUGGAUUUAUUAGAGGCUAUAGCUGCGUGUUAUCCAUCACCAACAACCACCUUCACCACUGACCCUCAAAAACCACCUACACCGGCCAGUCUGAAGAAGUCUUGGGGCUCAUCCACUAUGCUGAAGAACACAUCAGACCAGAAAAACAACAUCAACAAAGGUACGGCAUAGGAAGGAGCCUGUAUUCUUAUUCAACCUUCUGUUACAUUUUGUAGGAGUGUAAACAGAACAUUAACUUGUCUCUCCUUCCUCUCUUUACACAAAACCAAAAACUAGGACCAACGCCUGUGUCUGGCAAUACAUGGAAGUUCGCAGCGUGUGUUGCAACUCUGGCGCUAUGUACAUGCAUGCUCAUCAUAUGUGCCAUAAAGGGGCCUUCCUGGUACAAGCUAUUCCAUAACUACCGUCAUCAGCGACUGCACUGCACCGAGGAGGAGGGGGACAACGUGUCAACAGUUUUCUCAAAGACGGGGAGAUACCUCAACCAACAGACGUUCACCUUCGAGCGAGAGAACAGGCAGAUGGAGUUGGAAGAGGAGGAGGAUGGGUAUUUUGAGGAUCCAUAUAUCAAAGGGGGAGAGUGACAUUAAAGGGGAUGAUACUCAAUCAGACAAAUUAGCAAAACAAAAUAGCUGCUAGUGAACGAGGGACAAGAUAAGGAGGAAAUCACCACGGCAAAGAAAUCUAUGAUUUGUCCUCAACGGUGAGCGGUGUGGGGCUAAAAGAUGAUUUCCCCUUGAUAAAUGUCUUGUAAUAUUUAUUUUCAAAGCACUGUUUAGGUUUUAUCAUGCUUGGGGUAACUUCUAAUUUGUCCUUGCUCUGUUGUUCUUACUGUAAGAUUGUUCUAAUGUAGGAUAUCAUGAAACUGUUUUCGUAUUAUUCUACAUCACUCUGUGACACCACACCGUGCUUAACAUAUUAAGUAAAGACUGGAACAUUUGAGGUGUUUCUCAACUAAACAGGACUCCUCUCUCGCUGUCUAAUAAAGUCUAACAUGUGUGGUACGAUCGUACUUUGACAUAAACUGCACACAUGUCGGUACUUAGAUCCCAUUUUACUGAGGUGCACUUGAUGUAAACAAGCCAGUAGACACCUGUACUUAUAAUUUACUUUAGAUAGUUCACACCCAUUGUUAAACAAUGCAUACAAUCCUGCAUGUAGACAUAAAACCUCGGACAAAAGCAUGGACAAAGAUUAAGAAUAUAAAAUAGUUUGUGAAGAAUUAAGUGACUUUAAAGUUUAAACAUUGUAUGGCAUGCAAUGUUUAAACUUUCUAUUCUAUUUGUGAAGUUUCUCCACGAUUACAUUUGUCCUGGUAAACUGUAAGUGAAGUGUUGUGAAGUAACUAAGAAAAAAAUGCGCUCAGCUGUUUAUUUUGACAAUCUUGACAGGCAGUUUUCUUCCAUUAAGUGAAGCUUCUGUCAGCUGAGCCACAAAGCCUCUCUCCUUCCUAAUGAUCUACAGAGGCUGAUACAAGCAUUCAUGACGUCUAGACUCGACUAAUGUCCUUCUUUGUAUGUGGGUUUGGACCGGUCAUCCACCCAACGCCUGCAGCUGGUUUUAAAAUGCGGCUGCUCGCCUCUUAACAGGCAAAAAAAAAGAAGAAAAAAAAAGAGAGACCACAUAACCGCUGUGCCGCUUUCCCUCCUGGCGCACUUUCCACUACAGGGUUGAAUUUAAAAUGUUGUUGUUGGCUGUUAAAGCAUUUCAUGAUUUGGCACUGCUCCAUUUUCAUGAUCCAGGUAGAGCACUAAGGUCUACCAAUCAGCUGCUCCUGGAUGUGCCCAACACAAGGCUCAAAACCAGGAGAGAACCAGCUGCAAAUAAGAUCUGCUCCCACUCUCGACUGUUUUAAAUCAUUGAUGAAGACCCACCUCUUCUCUUUGGCUUUCUUUUAAGAUGAGAACGUUUUAUCCUCACAGAUUUGCCUAUUAUUUCUAAUAUUAUUCUAUGAUGUAUGCUGUAUUCUUGUUUAAUGUUUCACCUUUUUUACUCUGUAAAGCACUUUGGUCAACAUUUGGUUGUUUUAAAUGUGCUAAAAAAUAAAGCUGAUCUGACUUGACAUAAAGUGAUCGAACACAA
Messenger RNA from Labrus mixtus (cuckoo wrasse), 2774 nucleotides. Its product is annotated as leucine-rich repeat-containing protein 19-like. Gene Ontology annotation, molecular function: protein binding. NCBI's taxonomy places the organism in Eukaryota, Metazoa, Chordata, Actinopteri, Labriformes, Labridae. The record is from RefSeq and is a predicted model, not a curated record. The coding region runs from base 99 to 863 and encodes 254 amino acids. The transcript is spliced from 6 exons.